Molecule: messenger RNA, 2116 nt
Organism: Lycium barbarum (goji berry)
Lineage: Eukaryota; Viridiplantae; Streptophyta; Magnoliopsida; Solanales; Solanaceae
Product: B3 domain-containing protein REM10-like
Exons: 10
Coding region: 74-2017 (647 amino acids)
Molecular function (GO): DNA binding
Source: RefSeq, a predicted model, not a curated record
CUGAAUCCUUUUAUUUUUAUUUAACGGAAAACAUCUUUCUCCAUUAUAAUAAAAGUACAUAUUCUUGGCAGCCAUGAAAGUCCCACCAAAGAAACCUCACUUUUUCAAACCCAUUCUACCAGGUUUCAAGAAUGGCCUUAAAAUUCCUAUAGGAUUCUUCAAGUAUCUGAAGGGACACGAUCAGUAUAAACAUGCAAUACUGAGAAGGGCUGGUAAAAAGUGGUUGGUGAAAGUGAAUGGCCAGCGAUUGGAAGAUGGUAAUUGGAAAGAGUUUGUAGAACAGCAUGAUUUGCAAUUGGGAGAUAUUUUAGUGUUCAAACAUGAAGGAGACAUGGAAUUUAAGGUUUCUAUCUUCCAUUCGAGUCAUUGUGAAAGAGAAUAUGCAGAGCAUCUUCAAGAGGAAAAGGACGAGGACAAGGAAGCUGUUACUCAUGACAAGUCUUUUGGUCAAUCUCACUGUGAAUGCAUUAUUCGACAAUAUUCCCUUUUACGAGGUUUUAUGUGUUUGCCUCAACAAUUUAUAAAGAUGAAUGGUCUCACCAACAAGAAGUGUGGGUUGAUUGUAAGAGAUGAAAGACAAAGGUCGUGGAAUUUAAAGCUAAGUUCCAACAAUACUCGAGCCUAUAUUGGAGAUGGAUGGUGUAAAUUCAUUGCUGAAAAUUGUUUAAAGGAGGGAGACCGUAUAAUCUUUGAGAUUGUUCCUAAUGGAGAGACACCAAUAUGGAAAUUUCAAGUUAUUACUGAUGGAGAACCACCAGUGAGGAAGUUUCAAGAAAAACCGAGCCCCAACAUCGAGUUGUCAAAUAAGACUUCUUCCCGUGUAGAAGUUGCUACUCAUGACAAGCCUUUUGUUCAAUCUCAUUUUGAAUGCACCAUUAGACCAUAUUGCCUUUCAAGAAGAUUCAUGUUUCUGCCUCAACAAUUUGCAAUUGCAAAUGGUCUCACCAACAAAAAGUGCAUGUUGAUUCUAACAGAUGAAAGACAAAGGUCCUGGAAUUUAAAGCUAAGUUCCAACAAUACUCGAGCCUAUAUUAUUGGAGAUGGAUGGCGCAAAUUCAUUGCUGAAAAUUGUUUAAAGGAGGGAGACUGUAUAAUGUUUGAGAUUGUUACUAAUGGAAAGACACCAAUAUGGAAAUUUCGCGUCGUUACUGAUGGAGAAACAGCAGUGAGGAUGUCUCAAGAAAAACCGAGCCCCAGCAUCGAGUUGUCAAAUAAGGCUUCUUCCCAUGCAGAAGCUGCUACUAACACGCCUUUUGUUCAAUCUCAUUUUGAAUGCAGUAUUACACCAUAUUGGCUUUCAAGAGAUCUGCAUCUCCCUAAACAAUUUGUAUUCGCAAACGGUCUCAUCGACAAGAAGUGUGAUUUGAUUAUAAGAGAUGAAAGACAAAGGUCAUGGAGUUUAAAGCUCCGUUAUUGGAGAACUGAAAUCUAUAUUAGAAACGGAUCAUGGCGUAAAUUCAGUGCUGAUAAUAGCUUAAAAGAGGGAGAUCGUAUUAAGUUUGAGGUUGUUAGUAAUGGAGACACACCAAUAUGGAAAUAUCAAGUAGCUGAUGCAGAAACUCCAUUGCAGAAGUUUCAAGACAUUAUGAAAAAGCCCUCAGACAUGAAUCCUCUCAAUGCACAAGUAUCUACUUCAACUCCUGGUGAUGAUGAUCAUCCUUAUUUUGUUUCCACAAUUAAACCUUAUUGCUUCAGCAAGCCAGUUCUGGUAAGUUAUUUAAACUGUUUUUAUUGGGUAUGGCUGUAUCUUCCACUGGAUUUUGCAAAGUCAAAUGGAUUGAUAGAUAGAAAGUGUGAGAUGAUUCUGAAAGAUGAAGCACAGAGAUGCUGGUCAGUGUGGCUUGGGAGACUUUCACAUCAUUUUGGAAUUAUAAGUGGAUGGACAAAAUUCAGAGUAGCAAAUGGACUCCAAGUAGGAGAUUCUUACAAGUUUGAACUCAUCAAGAAUGGGGAAAUACCUAUAGCACACUUCCAUUGCAAAUAUUCUGGAAUGGUUGCAAAGAGAGGGGAAAGUUGAAGCAACUUGGCUGUUUUUUUAAAGUUUGGUUGAUCCAAUAUAUGGUGUACAAUCUCAAAAACUAUGUAUGAUGUUUUCUUCUACAAAUAUUUAUGUAAU